UUUAUUUAUUUUUUUUUACAUUUAAAGUUGUAUCGGAUGUGCCGAAAAAAAGGAUGUUUGACUGCAAGCGCACAAACACACACACACUCACACAUCACCUUCAGCAUCAUGUUUAAACCCCUCCUUCAGCCUCUAAGCCCUAUAAAUCUAUGGAGGAGAUGGAAUUCAAGUUCAGCAAUCCGACCUAGACAGAAGACAACUGAAGCCCACUGCAAUACCAUUCUGCUAACAUCUAAAUGCAGACCUCCAUAAUGCUGAAGUCCUGGACCAUGCUGUUCGCCAUGCUGCUCUGCGUGCUGGUGUGUAAGGGGAUGCUAACAGAUGCCUACCCUCCAAAACCUGAAAACCCUGGUGAAGACGCCCCUCCAGAGGAGCUGGCCAAGUACUACACCGCCCUAAGACACUACAUUAACUUGAUCACGAGGCAGAGGUACGGAAAACGUUCAACUCAGGAGGAUGUGAUGGCCGAGCUACUGUUUGGUGGUGACAGUACGAGAGAGCAAAGGUCAAGAUAUGAUGACAUAUAUAUGUGGUGAACACAACCACUGGCGCCUUCCGGACUCUGGGGAUGUGUCCUGAAAUGCAGUUUGGGGCUUCUGACCACAAACUCUGACCCCAGCGUCACUCCAGGGCUCAAGAACUAUCUUGAAAAAAAUAAAAUGUACAGAAAAUUACACAGAAAA
Molecule: messenger RNA, 683 nt
Organism: Synchiropus splendidus (mandarinfish)
Lineage: Eukaryota; Metazoa; Chordata; Actinopteri; Syngnathiformes; Callionymidae
Gene: pyya
Product: peptide YYa
Exons: 4
Coding region: 237-536 (99 amino acids)
Biological process (GO): neuropeptide signaling pathway; feeding behavior
Cellular component (GO): extracellular region
Molecular function (GO): neuropeptide hormone activity; neuropeptide Y receptor binding
Source: RefSeq, a predicted model, not a curated record